This is a messenger RNA of Corapipo altera (White-ruffed manakin), 504 nucleotides long. RefSeq names its product MAM domain-containing glycosylphosphatidylinositol anchor protein 2-like. The transcript has 4 exons. The record is from RefSeq and is a predicted model, not a curated record. Gene Ontology annotation, biological process: nervous system development. Gene Ontology annotation, cellular component: membrane. The annotation marks the transcript as partial. NCBI's taxonomy places the organism in Eukaryota, Metazoa, Chordata, Aves, Passeriformes, Pipridae.
CUUUGGCCACUGAAUUUCUGCUCUUCGCUGUGUUGGCAGGAGAGUUCCACUGUGGCUUCGAGGAUGGGAAUAUUUGCCUUUUCACCCAAGAUGACACGGAUAACUUUGACUGGACUAAACAAAGCACUGCCACGAGGGACACCAAGUACACCCCAAACACGGGGCCCAACGCUGACAGGACGGGCUCCAAGGAAGGUUUCUACAUGUACAUCGAGACGUCCCGGCCCAGGCUGGAAGGGGAGAAGGCCAGACUGGUCAGUCCCGUGUUCAGCGUCGCUCCCAAAAAUCCCUACGGAGCCACGAACACGGCCUAUUGCUUCAGCUUCUACUAUCACAUGUAUGGACAGCACAUAGGAAGCCUGAACGUUUACCUGAGGCUGAAAGGUCAGACUGCAAUAGAGAACCCCCUGUGGUCUUCGAGUGGGAAUAAGGGCCAGCACUGGAACCAAGCCCGUGUGAACAUCAACCCCCCCACCUCAUUCCAGUGAGACGCUGAUAGACUGU